CGAAAUUGAACUUGUGAAUUUCUCGCGAAACGUAGUGAUUGAACUGAAUUAAAGUGAAGCAAGUGAAAGAUAUACAUAAUAGACACGCAAAUAUUGUGAUUAAUUCGAUAAUUGUAAGAACUGUGACAUUUUAAUCGUUAUUGUUAUUCAUACGGACAUUAGAGUGAGAUAUCGAAUCAGAAAUACGAACAAUUUUAACGCUGAUUAUCGAAGUCGAAUUGCCGCGACCUUCCUCCAGGGUUUUGGCGUGGUUUUUCACCCGGAGGCAGAGGGUAUACGAGUAUAUAUAUACCGAGGUUGUUCACGGUGCAGAUAAGGACCACGUAAAAAUACCCUUACGCGACCGUAGGCACACGCGAAGAAAAGAGACGGAGAAUACGCUUACCGUCUACUAUUGGAAUUGGGAAGAGAACGAGAAUACGAGCAUCAGUACGAGAGGAAGGAAGACACGUAGCUGGAUCGACAACGUACCAAAGUGAGACAGAGGCUUGAAUCAUCAGUACGAGAGGAAGGAAGACACCUAGCUGGACCAACGACGUAGCAAGUGAGGCAGAGGCUUGAAACUUCAGUACGAGAGGAAGGAAGACACGAAUAGCUGGGCUGAAAACGUACCGAAUCGACGCAGAGGCCUGAAUUACCAACACGAGAGGAAGAGCAGCGAAUUCGACUCUAAACCACAGUAUCAUCUGAAGUAGUAAGUCACCAAGUCGAUUGAUGUAACGCGUUCCUCUCGAAUUUGCAAUUGAUGAAAUUUUGACAGCCAUAAUUACGAAGAGCAAAGUAAAUUCAUUUCGUUUAUUGCAUUCAAUUGGCAGUUAAGAAAACAAUCAUUAAAAUGACCGAUCAUAUCAAUGAAAGUACGAAUAACGGAGAACCAUUAGGUAGAGAUAACACUAAUGCAUCGGAGAACUCGCAAAGUGGUGUAGAUGGUGAUAUUAUUUUGAAUAAUAACAACGGUAGCGCAAAUCAAACAGAAAAUAUUCCAUUAGAUCUAACGUCAGCUUUGGUACCAACAAACGGUGAACAAGGUAGAUUGAACACGAUUCCUAACACACGAACCAGCAUAAUGUCGAAUGAUAGAACUAUGUUACCAGUCGUUUCGACGAAUGAUCGGAAUGUCCAACCCCUUUACCGAAAUUCUCAACCUUCAACGAGUUCGUCGCUAACUCACUCUUUUCCUGGAAUUGAAUCAAACGGAAGUCAUAUGAGUUUCAAAUCCGCUUUAGACUUUUUACCGCAAUUUUAUGAUGGUCAGAAUAUUCCGAUUUCAAAAUUUGCUCGUGAUUGUUUAUUCGCGCAAGAAUCUAUCGUAGAAAGAGAAAGGCCCCUACUGCUUCGUAUGAUAAGAUCUCGAUUGCGUGGCGAUGCGGAUCUAUAUUUACAAGACCAAGAGAUCAAUUCGUUAGAAGACCUUUUGAAUGACUUAAAAGCCGCAUUUUCACCUCACGAAAACGUUCAGGACCUCACAGCGAUGCUGUCUACCGUAACACAGAAAACUGAAGAGACUGCUGAAAUGUACGGGGUUCGCGUACGGAAAAUUUUGAAUAGACUGGUCACCGCGAUUGAGCAUGAUAACGCCCCAGAAAUUUCAUUUGGAAUGAUUCACGCAGCUCGAGCGUCCGCAAUUGUCAAUUUCUUACGUGGUUUGAAAGGAGACCUUGAGUUAAGAGUUCGCGUUAAAAAUCCAAAAACCCUUCAAGAAGCCACGAGUUUUGCGAAAGCAGCAGAGUGGGAGGUUGCUUACCAAAAGGGACUUCGUUGCGACAAUACCUUGACAGAUAAUGAGGAAAUGAAGAAAAAUACUAAAACUCCAUCUCAGGAUAGAUUUAAUCCCUACCGUUCGAAAAGGAAUUCACGCGUAUUUUCUUGUGAAGCGGAGCAUGCCGGAGAAUCGUCUCGCGGGUCAUAUCGAUAUAUGGGACGCGGUCCAAAACAAACAGGCCAAUCAUCAGAACACGGUCAAACUCAGCGGAACCUUCCAGGUUGUUAUAUUUGCGGGGAAACAAACCAUUUUGCUCGCGGAUGUCUGAAGAAAAUUUCGAAUAACCAAACUAAAUGUUAUGUUUGUGGAAAGUUAGGUCAUCUUGCUCGCGAUUGUUACAAUAGAAAUAAACCACAGAAUAAAAUUCAAAAACGUGAAACCGAAGAAAGCGUAGAAGAGAAAUCACUUGACCGGUCCGAAGUGAAACAGACUAUGAAAUUCGGAAAAUCGAAGAACCCAAAGGAGUCUUUAAACUAGAAA
Messenger RNA from Venturia canescens, 2242 nucleotides. RefSeq lists its product as uncharacterized. The record is from RefSeq and is a predicted model, not a curated record. The transcript has a single exon. Gene Ontology annotation, molecular function: nucleic acid binding; zinc ion binding. Lineage: Eukaryota; Metazoa; Arthropoda; Insecta; Hymenoptera; Ichneumonidae. The coding region runs from base 836 to 2239 and encodes 467 amino acids.